UUGUUGUUUUUGUUUUUGUUUGUUUCUUCGUUUGCAGCAGCCGGCUGCUGUCAAAGAGGUGUUUAUUUCAUUGUGAUUUCUCCUCGAAUCAAUGGAUCCGAGUGAAGUGGAGUUCAUAGCAGAGAAGGAACGAGUUAGCAUCGUUCCCAACUUCAACAACGCCACUGUCCAUCUUAUCUCUGGAGAUGUGGGACCAUUUCGGGCGGGUCUACCUGUGAACGUGCCAGUGUGGAUGGCACUUAACCUCAGACAGAGACAAAAGUGUCGAAUUCUCGCACCGGACUGGCUCGACGUCGAUAAAUUAGAAGCUUUGAAAGAAGAAGAGAAAGCCAGCAAGUAUUUUACUAAAAUGCCAAGUGAGCACUACAUGGUUGUGGCCCAACUCAUUUUAUCAGCAGUCGAGGAUGACAUUCCCAGAAUAGAAGAAAUCCGAAUGGCUGUCAAGAAUCUUUGGGAUGUAAGGAUAUCCAAGCUGAGAUCAUCUGUUGAUACGUUCAUUAAGAGUGGUGGGUCACAUGCUCGUCUAGAUUAUCUUACAACUAUGGAAAUCAACAGUGUCAGACCACUCCUGCCCCAUGCUCUUGAUUUCAUCGAUCGUCUGAACAAAGCUUCUGAGGGUGCACCUCGUCGUGAUUUGAGUCAAGACUGAGAAGCAACAUCACAAUGGUCAUCGGAGUUACAUUUUUGAAUUCUUCAGUACCAUCUCCAUAUCUCCAAACCUUUUGUUAUUUUUCUAGAAAAGAGCAUGGAGUGUGCUGUGUAUAUUGACAAAUGUUGAUUAUUGUAAAGUUUCUCGCAAAAAGUACCUUGAAAGCUGUGAUAUCAGACAGUUUCUUUAAUGUUUUGCUGUCAAAGGUUAUUGUGGAACACAUGUUUUUUGUAGUUAAAAUAAAUUCCCAAUAAUUUCA
Molecule: messenger RNA, 908 nt
Organism: Thrips palmi
Lineage: Eukaryota; Metazoa; Arthropoda; Insecta; Thysanoptera; Thripidae
Gene: Psf2
Product: probable DNA replication complex GINS protein PSF2
Exons: 4
Coding region: 92-649 (185 amino acids)
Biological process (GO): double-strand break repair via break-induced replication; DNA replication
Cellular component (GO): nucleus; GINS complex
Source: RefSeq, a predicted model, not a curated record